UUUUGGUCGCAAGUAGGAAGAUUUUUGCACUACACCGGAGAGGGGGAGCCACGGAGUCAACCGCGCCACCGUGCACUGCCGCCAAACCCGCCCCAGCCCGGCCCGGCCCCGCGGCGGGGCACGAUGAGCCCGAGCCGGAGCCGGCCCGCCGGGGAGUGAGCGCGGGGCGCGGAGGGCGCGUUGCGCAGCUGCUCCUGCGCACAACCCCGCGGCCGCCGCCGCCGCACUGGCAGUGAGUGUGAAAGGCUCCUCGGUGCUGAGCUCCCGGGGCCGGGAGUAGGAGCAGGAAGCGCAGGCCACGCAGGGACCCAACUGAAACAAAGUGUUGGCCGCCCAGCGGCGGCGGCGCCUCGCCCCAACCCUGCCCCUCCCGCCUGCCCGCAACUCCACUGCCCACCAUGGCUUCCGAGGAGCUGUACGAGGUUGAAAGCAUCGUUGACAAGAGGAAAAACAAAAAAGGGAAGACAGAGUAUUUGGUUCGGUGGAAAGGCUAUGACAGUGAGGAUGACACUUGGGAACCAGAACAGCAUCUUGUGAACUGUGAGGAAUAUAUUCAUGAUUUUAACAGACGCCACACUGAAAAGCAGAAAGAAAGCACAUUAACCAGAACAAAUAGGACCUCUCCAAACAACGCUAGGAAACAGAUUUCCAGAUCCACCAAUAGCAAUUUUUCUAAGACCACUGCUAAAUCACUAGUGAUUGGCAAAGACCACGAGUCCAAAAACAGUCAGUUAUUUGCUGCCAGCCAGAAGUUCAGGAAAAACACAGCUCCAUCUCUCUCGAACCGGAAGAAUAUGGACCUAGCAAAAUCAGGUAUAAAGAUACUUGUGCCUAAGAGUCCCAUUAAGAGCAGGACCACAGUGGACGGCUUUCAGAGUGAGAGCCCUGAGAAAAUGGACCCCGUUGAACAGGGUCAGGAGGACACAGUGGCACCAGAAGUGGCAACCGAAAAGCCAGCUGGAGCUUUAUUGAGCCCUGGUGCAGAGCGAGCUAGAAUGGGGAGCAGGCCCCGAAUACACCCACUAGUGCCUCAGGUGUCUGGCCCCGUGACUGCACCCAUGGCCACGGGAUUAGCCGUUAAUGGAAAAGGUACAUCUCCAUUUAUGGAUGCAUUAACAGCCAAUGGAACAACCAACAUACAGACAUCUGUUACAGGAGGGGCAGCCGGGAAAAGGAAAUUUCUUGACGACCGAAGAGACCAGCCUUUUGACAAGCGGUUGCGUUUCAGUGUGAGGCAAACAGAAAGUGCCUACAGAUACAGAGAUAUUGUCGUCAGGAAGCAGGAUGGCUUCACCCACAUCUUGUUAUCAACAAAAUCAUCAGAGAAUAACUCACUAAAUCCAGAGGUAAUGAAAGAAGUCCAGAGCGCCCUGAGCACAGCUGCUGCCGACGACAGCAAGCUUGUGCUGCUCAGCGCCGUGGGCAGUGUCUUCUGCUGUGGUCUCGACUUUAUUUAUUUUAUACGGCGUUUAACAGAUGACAGAAAAAGAGAAAGCACUAAAAUGGCAGAAGCUAUCAGAAACUUCGUGAAUACUUUCAUUCAGUUUAAGAAGCCUAUUAUUGUAGCAGUAAAUGGCCCAGCCAUUGGACUAGGAGCAUCCAUAUUGCCUCUUUGUGAUGUGGUUUGGGCCAAUGAAAAGGCUUGGUUUCAAACACCCUAUACUACCUUCGGACAGAGUCCAGAUGGCUGUUCCACCGUUAUGUUUCCCAAGAUUAUGGGAGGAGCAUCUGCAAAUGAAAUGUUGCUCAGUGGCCGUAAGCUGACAGCACAGGAAGCAUGCGGGAAAGGCCUGGUGUCGCAGGUGUUCUGGCCCGGGACCUUCACCCAGGAAGUCAUGGUUCGCAUUAAGGAGCUUGCUUCAUGCAAUCCAGUUGUACUUGAGGAAUCCAAAGCACUUGUGCGCUGUAACAUGAAGAUGGAGUUGGAGCAGGCCAAUGAGAGGGAGUGUGAAGUGCUGAAGAAAAUCUGGGGCUCCGCCCAGGGGAUGGACUCCAUGUUAAAAUACUUGCAGAGGAAGAUUGAUGAGUUUUGAUUGGCAGGCUGCCUGCUGAUGACACUGGAGUUGUAGAACAGAACAUCUGGGGCUCCAAGGUGCCCUAAUCCAUCCUCACAGCCUGAAACAAGCUCACCCUUAGCUCAUGCUUCGAAGCAGGUCUUGAAACAUUCAAGCUAUUUAUUAUCAAGGAGUUUUUAAGUACUGUAACUUUAAAAUAAAUAACUACAAAACUCCUUUGUCCAAACAUUCGUAUUUUAUACUUAAUAUUUACACAAGUAUGAAAGUAUAAUGGUGAGUUCUAGACUGCCCUUUGAAUCUCUAAUUUUUGUUAUUUUUGGCUUGUACUGUAUAAAAAGGGAAGUGUGGUUUGCUGGUUUGGGGUGGCAGAAAAGUCUGGGAUAGUGUUUGUUUUCCUUAUUUUGUCCUUCUAGAACAGACUCUAAAGAGGUACUACAUGGCCUCACUUCCCCUGCCCCAAAUAGAGAUACAGAAGAAUCUGAGAUGUGCUUUUGGCUCCAAGAAGGUAUACAUACCUUAGAUGAAAAGUCUAAAUUAAAAGUAAGACUAGCCUUUUUGGAUAUUUCUGAUAAAAAGUCCACUGAUGAACAUACCCGCCCCCCCCCCCCCCAAACUAAAGUAUGCUUAGGAUUUAUGCUGAAGAAGAAAGUCGAUUUGAUUUUUCCUUCUUUUUUAGUUGUAAUUCCAGUUUGAUCCUGGGAGGAAGUGAGUGUAACUUCCAUCUGCUCCACCAUCUCUUGGAUCCUCCCUCCUCUUUUUUAAAAUGUCAGGUUCUUACCCAGUUAACAUGAAGAAACCACUGUCUCUCUAGAAGAAAGCUCAUUUUGCAGUAUUAGUGAAUCACUGAAUAGCUUAAGUAUGAAUAUCUAAGUUAUAAGUUAGUCUUAGUGGGGAUUUACAUAGUUUCUCUGACUCUUGAAAAAAUAACUACAAUGCUUCUUGUUGCUGGGUGAGAAAUACUACUUUAUAUACAAUUUUGGUUUUCUAUUGCAGGUAUGAUUGAUGUAUUACACCAAAAAAAGUAUUUUUAUGUUUAUAAAGUGUAUUUUUAGGUUCACUUAGAAUAUAUUUUAUUUAAUAAGUUAAAAUUCUUUUGGCACACUAUUAAAAUGCAGAAACUUCUUUU
Phyllostomus discolor (pale spear-nosed bat) is the source of this 3141-nucleotide messenger RNA. It is a transcript of the gene CDYL, whose product is annotated as chromodomain Y like. The record is from RefSeq and is a predicted model, not a curated record. The transcript has 7 exons. NCBI's taxonomy places the organism in Eukaryota, Metazoa, Chordata, Mammalia, Chiroptera, Phyllostomidae. The coding region runs from base 399 to 2033 and encodes 544 amino acids. Gene Ontology annotation, cellular component: nucleus. Gene Ontology annotation, molecular function: transcription corepressor activity.